Salvia hispanica is the source of this 1644-nucleotide messenger RNA. RefSeq names its product wax ester synthase/diacylglycerol acyltransferase 4-like. Gene Ontology annotation, molecular function: diacylglycerol O-acyltransferase activity. Lineage: Eukaryota; Viridiplantae; Streptophyta; Magnoliopsida; Lamiales; Lamiaceae. Gene Ontology annotation, cellular component: plasma membrane. The record is from RefSeq and is a predicted model, not a curated record. Gene Ontology annotation, biological process: triglyceride biosynthetic process.
UUCCACCACUCGAGUUCAUGUGCUACAUUUAUCAUUCCAUAUAUAGUUCACAUAUAUAUCACACAUUUAUCUUUAGUGUGUGUGUGUGAGAGAGAGAGAGAGGAGAGAGAGAGAGAGAUGCAAAUUAUGGAGAAUGAAGAAGGUUUGGAGCCAAUGAGCCCAAGUGCUCAAUACUUGAAGAGCUCUGCCUUAUCACUCACAAUAUGUGGAGUUUUCGAAAUUGUAGAUGCAAUUGAUGAUUCAGUGACACUGCCUCUCCUCAAAGACGUUUUCUUGCCUAUAAACCCUCGUUUCUCCUCGAUUAUGGUUACUACCAAAAAAGGGGUAAAGAAAUGGAAAAAAGUGGAGGUGAAACUAGAAGACCACUUAGUCACCCCGACUUUCCCUAGUGGAAUGUCGGUGGACUACUACGACGAAUGUUUCAACGAAUAUUUGUCGAAAAUAGCGAUGGAAGAACUCCCGCUGCACCGGCCGCUAUGGGAAGUCCACAUAGUCAAAUACCCUACCAAGAACGCGGCGGGAAAUGUGAUCUUCAAGCUCCACCACUCGUUAGGCGACGGCUACUCCUUGAUGGGAGCCCUCCUCUCGUGCCUCGAGCGUGCGGACGAUCCGUCCGUGCCGCUGACGUUUCCGUCAGCAGGCACUAGAAUCCGUCGCAAAAGUUUUUUGCGACGGAUUCCUAGGUUUUUUACUGGCCUUGUUUAUACGGCUCAGGAUUUUGGGUGGAGCCUUUUUAAGAGCACCUUGAUUAAGGACGAUAAUUCGCCGAUUAGAUCGGGUGUUGAUGGGGUGGAAUUCCGGCCGAUCGCGACGACUACGACGACGAUUUCUAUUGAUCAACUCAAGCAAAUCAAGAGCAAGCUCAAUGUGACUAUUAAUGAUGUUGUUACUGGUGUGAUAAUGAUGGGGACUCGACUAUACAUGCAAAAAGUAGAUGAAGAAUCAAUUAAAUCAAACACAACAGCCUUAGUGUUGCUCAACACUAGGGCUAUUGGAGGGUACAAAUCAAUCGAUGAGAUGAUCAAACCUAGGUCGGAUUCGCCGUGGGGCAACCGGUUCGCCUUCUUACAAGUUCCUAUGCCUAAAUUGACUCGAGACGAGCUUCUUGACCCGCUCGGUUUUGUUAAGAGAGCUCACAAGAUCAUCAAGAGACAAAAAAAUUCAGCCGCAGUUUACCUAACUGGACAGCUUCUUCGUUUUAUUACAAUGGUCAAAGGUCAUGAGGCAACGGCUCGACAUAUCCACGCAACACUAAAGAACACGAGCAUGGCGAUUUCGAAUUUGAUCGGGCCUGUAGAACAAGUGGCGUUGGCCAAUCACACUUCUAAGGGAUUGUACUUCGUCGUUGCAGGGCCACCUCAGAGUCUAUCAAUUACAAUGGUUAGCUACAUGGGAAAGUUGAGGAUUGCAUUAACUGCUGAGAAAGGAUUCAUUGACCAAAACAAAUUGAAGUCAUGUAUUGAAUAUGCCUUGGAAGUUAUCAACAAAGCUGCCCUUGAAGCUUAGACUACAAUUAUAUCUAUUCAUACAUACAUGAAUACAUAUUUAUGUGUUAUAUUGUUUUAUUUGGUAUACAUUGGAAAUUUGGGGACAAAAUGGGAUAUGAUUCAAUUAAUAUUUAAUGUAAUUCUUCUUUGCAAUUGA